CAUCGAUUCACGAAAAAAAAAAUAGCGGCAAAUUUCUAAACAAACAAAACAAUUGUACGAAAACUAAUUAUAUCACAUAAAAUCCGGCCAUUGUGUACCGAUUGCAUUCCCCCCUCCACCCAAUCCCCGGACAAAUCGCCGGCCGUAAAAACUGGCAGCGCUUUUCGGAAAAAACGCCAUUCCUAAUUCGAUCGUCGGCCAGUGAAAGCCUGAACUUUUCCUCGCGCAUUUCGACUCGGCGAAUCGGUUUUCUUUCGGUUUCAGUUCACUCGGGGACCGGUUUCCAUCGAAAGUGGCGCGAAAUCUCGUCGGUGCUCUCUCGGUACUCCCCGGAUGUGGAGUAGGUCAGUAACGAACGAUCGGCGCGAUUUUUUUUUUUUUUUUUUUAAUUUGAUUCGUGCGGUUUGCGAUCGAAUUUGUGCGGGUGCUUCGUUGAAAAAGAUCGUUGUGUGCUAUUCAACCGUUACACAACGCAGAUAAAUAGCCGUAUUUUUUUAACGAGCAUUACAAGAAAUUACAGUUAUCGUCAACGACCAAAACAAUUCACUCCAUCAGUGGUUUAUCAUUCAUCCAGUCGCUGAUCGACAACAGUUUGUCCAGAAAAUUCCCAAUUUUCUGGUGCGAUAUAAAACUAGUAGUAAGUGCUUUGAAGUGUACUAA
Molecule: messenger RNA, 660 nt
Organism: Phyllotreta striolata
Lineage: Eukaryota; Metazoa; Arthropoda; Insecta; Coleoptera; Chrysomelidae
Source: the annotation of a GenBank genome assembly